GGGCGCUGGCUGGGCGCAUCAUCCUGGGCCUCCCCUGCUGCGCCGAAGCCGUCGCUGACCCCAGCUGGUGAAGAUCGGAGGCACUGUUUGGAUUUGACUUUGGUCUCGGAUGCCUGCUGCCCACACAGCUCUGCGCCCCACCCCCCGCCUGCAGGGUGUCCUCCGAGGACCCGGCCACAGCCUCGGCUCCGCCGUGAAGGUCACUGACUGGCAGGCGAGGAUGAGGGGUGCCACGCUGACGGGGGCUCUGCUGGCCCUGGCCGGCCUGCUGCACGUGGCGCUGUCCCUGAAAAUCGCUGCCUUCAACAUCCGGACUUUCGGGGAGACCAAGAUCUCCAACGCCACCCUGUGCAGCUACAUUCUGCAGAUCCUGAGCCGCUACGACAUCACUGUCAUCCAGGAGGUCAGGGACAAGCACCUGAUGGCUGUGGGGAAGCUGCUGGAUGGACUCAACCAGGACGCCCCCGACGCCUUCCACUACGUGGUGAGCGAGCCGCUGGGGCGCGGCAGCUACAAGGAGCGCUACCUCUACGUGUUCAGGUACAGCCCGGGCCGCCUCCCGCAGGCCCCGGCCGUCCUCCCCACGGGGCUCGGUGUAUACCGGGUCAGAUCUCCCCACUGGGCCCUUGCGGUGGUGACUGUCACGUGUGCCGCUCACGCCUCAAUGGAGCGGGGGCCACAGCAGCAGUGGGGACCCCGAGACCCGGGGGAGCGAGCGCCCCAGAGUGCCCGGCAGGCUCAGGCGGGAACACCCCCGCCCAGAGAAGCGUGCCAGCCCCAGGGCAGUGUCCGCCCCAAUGCCACAGCGGCCUGGCGCCGGUCCUGCGGGGCUGGCGGGGGCACGGAGCCCUCCGGGCCACCCCGUGACCCCUCCUGCUCCGACACGCUAACGUGGCAUCUCCGAAAGGCCGUAUGA
Molecule: messenger RNA, 916 nt
Organism: Condylura cristata (star-nosed mole)
Lineage: Eukaryota; Metazoa; Chordata; Mammalia; Eulipotyphla; Talpidae
Gene: DNASE1
Product: deoxyribonuclease I
Exons: 6
Coding region: 110-916 (268 amino acids)
Biological process (GO): DNA catabolic process
Cellular component (GO): nucleus
Molecular function (GO): DNA nuclease activity
Source: RefSeq, a predicted model, not a curated record